CCUUGUUUUUAUUAUUAAGGCAAACAAGGCAAAGGAGGAUUCAAUCCCAGUUUCGUUUGAUUGCAUCGGCAGGGAAGGAAGGAACCCUAGCCUCCUCUCUCAAAACGAGGAUUGGGUGAUUGGAUUGGAGCAGAUGUCGUCGGAUCCUCGGAACCCUAACCCUCCUCCUCCUCCCGGUUCUUCGUCAUCUUCGCUUCCGGCGGGCCCCAGUUAUUUCCCGCUCCCUUUCCACCUGCAGCAGCAGCAGCAGCAGCCGGUGGCGACCUACCAGUACCAGCAGCUGCAGCAAGCACAUCAGCUCUUCCAGCGGGACGCUCAGACCAUCACCCCCGAGGCGCUCGAGAGCGUCAAGGCCGCCCUCGCCACCAGCGACGUCCUCGACCCCUCUGCUGCCAGGGCCACCGCCUCCUCCUCCGACCCUGCCGCCAAGAAGAAGACAAUCCCUCGUCGAGCAGCCGGACAGUCCUGGGAGGAUCCCACCCUCACCGAGUGGCCCGAGAAUGACUACAGGUUGUUUUGCGGAGAUCUAGGUAACGAAGUUAAUGACGAUGUUCUCUCAAAAGCCUUUUCACGGUUCCCCUCCUUCAAUAUGGCAAAGGUUGUUAGAGAUAAGAGGACUGGCAAAACAAAAGGUUAUGGAUUCGUCAGUUUUUCAAACCCUACAGACCUCGCUGCAGCAAUAAAAGAAAUGAAUGGAAAGUAUGUUGGGAAUCGCCCUAUUAAAUUGCGUAAGAGCAAUUGGAAGGAGAGGACAGAUGUCGAGGCUCUACAAAGACAAAAGAAUCAUAUUCAGAAGAAACCUAAAACACAAAAGAAGGGUAUUCUUCACAAGUAAAGCUCUAUUGGGUUGUACCGGGUGAGCCCUGUAGAACAAGACUUGCUCCUUUGGAUGAAGGACAUCUGAAAGAUACAUGGGCUGUUCAGUCUUACAGCACCGGUCGAUGUGCGCAAGGAUGAUAAUAUACCUAUUGAAUUGUAACGCUUAGUAAGCAAUGUUCUGUUCUAUCUGGGUGACAAGCAUAUUUUUACAUUUGCAAGAGUUACAAUGAGUGUUUCUUGUAUUAAUAAUCAGCUUUGUUUUGGUGUAACGAUGUCACUGUAUUGCAACAUAGAGAUGUUAUUUUUAGGCAAUGUUCUGUUCUAUCUGGGUGACAAGCAUAUACAAAUUCAAACCUUUGACCAAUCAAAUAAAUGUGGAAUAUGAGAUUUAUUUGA
Messenger RNA from Hordeum vulgare subsp. vulgare (domesticated barley), 1215 nucleotides. RefSeq names its product RNA-binding protein 42. The transcript has 6 exons. Lineage: Eukaryota; Viridiplantae; Streptophyta; Magnoliopsida; Poales; Poaceae. Bases 134 to 835 code for a protein of 233 amino acids. Gene Ontology annotation, molecular function: mRNA binding. The record is from RefSeq and is a predicted model, not a curated record.